This is a messenger RNA of Oncorhynchus tshawytscha (Chinook salmon), 1641 nucleotides long. RefSeq names its product ryanodine receptor 2. The record is from RefSeq and is a predicted model, not a curated record. The coding region runs from base 256 to 1641 and encodes 461 amino acids. Gene Ontology annotation, biological process: calcium ion transport. Gene Ontology annotation, cellular component: Z disc; sarcolemma; calcium channel complex. Gene Ontology annotation, molecular function: ryanodine-sensitive calcium-release channel activity. NCBI's taxonomy places the organism in Eukaryota, Metazoa, Chordata, Actinopteri, Salmoniformes, Salmonidae. The transcript is spliced from 15 exons.
UGCUGCCCAUGCUAUGCAGCUACAUGUCUCACUGGUGGGAGCACGGCCCAGAGAACAACCCUCCAGAGACUGCAGACAGCUGCUGUACUCACCUCACCUCAGACCACAUGAAUAGUCUACUGGGCAACAUCCUGAAGAUUAUCUAUAAUAACCUGGGGAUCGACGAGGGGGCCUGGAUGAAACGGCUCGCAGUGUUCUCUCAGCCAAUCAUUGGUAAGGCAAAGGGGGCUGUUGAAGACCCACUUUCUGCCGCUGAUGGAGAAGUUGAGGAAGAAGGCUGCCACCGUACUGCAGGAUGAGGAACAGAUGAAGGCCGAGGGACGAGGGGAGAUGUCUGAGGCUGAACUACUCAUCCUGGAUGAGUUUACCAUCCUGAUCAGAGACCUCUAUGCCUUUUAUCCGCUACUCAUCCGCUUUGUAGACUACAACAGGGCCAAAUGGCUGAAAGAAUCAAACCCUGAGGCUGAGGAGCUCUUCCGCAUGGUAGCAGAGGUCUUCAUAUUCUGGUCCAAGUCUCAUAAUUUUAAACGGGAGGAGCAGAACUUUGUGGUUCAGAAUGAGAUCAACAAUAUGUCCUUCCUCAUCACAGACACCAAGUCAAAGAUGUCCAAGGGAGCCGUGUCCGACCAGGAGAGGAAGAAGAUGAAGAGGAAGGGUGAUCGCUACUCCAUGCAGACCAGCCUCAUCGUAGCAGCGUUGAAGAGACUACUUCCUGUAGGACUGAAUAUCUGCGCUCCAGGAGACCAGGAACUGAUCGCUCUGGCCAAGAUCCGCUUCAGUCAGAAAGACACAGAGGACGAGGUGCGGGAGAUCAUCAGAAACAACCUGCACCUGCAGGGAAAGCUGGAGGACCCUGCUAUCCGCUGGCAGAUGGCUCUGUAUAAGGAUCUUCCUAACAGGAGCGAGGACACGUCAGACCCGGAGAAGACUGUAGAGAGAGUCCUGGACAUCGCUCACGUCCUCUUCUAUCUAGACCAGGUGGAACAUCCGCAAAGGAGCAAAAAGGCUGUGUGGCACAAGCUGCUCUCUAAACAGAGGAAGAGGGCUGUAGUGGCCUGUUUCAGAAUGGCUCCCCUGUAUAACCUACCCAGGCACCGGGCGGUCAACCUGUUUCUACAGGGAUAUGAGAAGUCCUGGAUUGAGACUGAGGAGCACUACUUUGAGGAUAAGCUCAUAGAGGACCUGGCUAGACCUGGAGGAGAGGAGCCUCCUGAAGAAGAUGAGGGAGCCAAGAGGAUCGACCCUCUUCAUCAGCUCAUACAGUUAUUCAGUAGGACGGCCCUGACUGAGAAGUGUAAACUGGAAGAGGACAUUCUCUACAUGGCCUAUGCUGACAUUAUGGCUAAGAGCUGUCAUGAUGAAGAGGAUGAGGAUGGAGAGGAGGUGAAGAGUUUUGAAGAAAAAGAGAUGGAGAAACAGAAGCUGCUAUAUCAGCAGGCCAGGUUACACGACCGAGGUGCUGCAGAGAUGGUGCUGCAGACUAUCAGCGCCAGCAAAGGUGAGAUGGGUCCCAUGGUGGCCUCUACUCUGAAGCUGGGGAUAGCUGUCCUCAAUGGAGGCAACUCGACUGUUCAGCAGAAAAUGCUGGACUACCUGAAAGACAAGAAGGACGUGGGCUUCUUCCAGAGUCUGCUGGUCUGA